AUGUACUUAUAUUUGUCAUUCUUUUUCUCUCCCUCUUCUUCUCACUAUCUAUCUAUCUAUCUAUCUAUCUAUCUAUCUGCAUCUGAUCAUUCUUAUGGUAAUCACUUUCUCACUCCCUCGGUACGUAUCUUAAUCUUUUUAUAUCUACCACUCUUAUUUUUCUCAUUCUUUUCUCUCUCUUUCUCUCACUAUCUAUAUAUCUAUUUUUAUAUGUAUUUAACUUCAUUAUUUUCUCAUUCUUUCUUUCUCUCUCUCUCUCUCUCUCUCUCUCUCUGCCUCUUGCUAUUUAUCUGUCUCCCCAUAUCUAUCUAUCUAUCUAUCUAUCUAUCUAUCUAUCUCAGAUUAUACAAAUAUAAUUUUCAACUCUCUGUACCGUCUCAUUAUCAUCGUCUCGCGUCUCUCUCUCUCUCUCUCUCUCUCUCUCUCUCUCUCUCUCUCUCUCUCUCUCUCUCUCUCUCUUACUCUCUCGCUUGCUGUCUCCCUGCUCUUUUUCAAUUUUUUCACCGCUCAGUCACAGAGAAUGUCAGACCGCAGGAAGGUUCUAUUUGCCUAUUUAAGAUAUGCAAAUCUCCUCAGUUUAUUUUUACUCGCGUUUGA
Acanthosepion pharaonis is the source of this 597-nucleotide messenger RNA. The record is from the annotation of a GenBank genome assembly. NCBI's taxonomy places the organism in Eukaryota, Metazoa, Mollusca, Cephalopoda, Sepiida, Sepiidae.